Molecule: messenger RNA, 3519 nt
Organism: Ylistrum balloti
Lineage: Eukaryota; Metazoa; Mollusca; Bivalvia; Pectinida; Pectinidae
Product: N-acetylated-alpha-linked acidic dipeptidase 2-like
Exons: 18
Coding region: 1-2343 (780 amino acids)
Molecular function (GO): carboxypeptidase activity
Source: RefSeq, a predicted model, not a curated record
AUGUACGAUUUUACCUCAACUGACGGUAUUGUGACGAGGUCUGGUGCGCACGUGCGGAGGAAUUUGAUAAUUUCCGCAAUAGUAUGUCUUGUUCUAGGACUGACUUUCGGUCUUCUCAUCGGAAGAUUCGGUACAUGUCCGGAGAAAUCGGAAGGGAACGUUCAAAAUGGCGUUUUCCUGCCAGGUGUCCCCGACCAAAUUGUUCAAGACGGGGAUCCUACCAUCAGAGACGAAAUCAUCAACAAUAUCAAAAGUGACAACAUCAGAGAUUAUCUAAGAGCCUUGUCGGAGUUUCCCCAUCUUGCUGGUACUGAUGCUGACUACCGCCAAGCGAAAGAACUACACGACUUCUGGAAGCACGAAGGGUUGGAUGAGGCUUACCUCACUCCUUAUGACGUGUUACUUUCCUAUCCAAACGUCACUGAUGACGACAUGAUGAACCGGAUAGAGUUGUUAAACGAUACAGAUGGGAUAGUGUACCACUCCCCUUUAAGGGAAGCAAUACUACACCCGUCUGAAAACAAGAGUAACGUUGUCCCUCCCUUCAAUGCCUACUCUGCCCCAGGGGACGUAGUAUCGGAGCGUUUGGUUUAUGUUAAUUACGGGCGACUGGAAGACUACCGCUGGCUGAGGAACAACACCUCUGUCAACAUCACGGGAGCCAUUGUAAUAGCCCGAUAUGGAAAAAUCUUCCGAGGUGAUAAGGUUCACCUGGCUAGCGCAUAUGGCGCAAUCGGUAUUAUUAUUUACUCUGACCCUGCCGACUACACCUUGAACGGAAGUACGUCACAUGUGUAUCCGGACGACUGGUGGCUCCCUCCGUCUGGAGCACAGCGGGGCACUGUGUAUCGCGGACUCGGGGACCCACUGACUCCAGGCUAUCCUGCCACAGACACGUCAUACAGAUACGCAGAAAAUAGCAGCGAAGCUCAAUUACCUACCAUUCCCGCCCACCCUGUAGGUUACGGUAUAGGACAGAAUCUACUCAGCGCUAUGGCAGGAGAGGAGGCACCAGCUGACUGGAGAGGAGCAUUGAAUAUUACCUAUUACAUUGGUGGAGAGCUCAAUACACCAGGCUGGAAAAUCAGAAUGUUUAUUUCAACACAAAAUGCUAUGAGGAGGACAUACAAUGCGUUUGGAAUCAUACGAGGGGCUAUAGAACCGGACCGUUAUGUGUUGGUGGGUAAUCACAGAGAUGCCUGGGUGUUCGGUGCUAUGGACCCGUCCAGUGGUACUGCUGUGAUGAAGGAAGUUUCUAGGGCGAUGGGUAAUCUGGUGAAACAAGGAAGAUGGCGACCUCGACGAACCAUUAUUUUCUGCAGUUGGGGCUCAGAGGAGUAUGGACUUUUGGGAUCGAACGAAUGGGUAGAGCAAUAUGUGAAGAACCUAGGUUCACGGUCAGUUGCUUAUAUCAAUGUAGACACCGCCGUGAAUGGGAAUUAUUCAUUUCAAGCCUCCGGGACACCUUUGAUGUAUCAGUCGAUAUUCGACGCCACUAAACAGGUAGCCAAUCCUGAUGAUGGAGACGUACAACAAGGUCUAAACACGGUCUACGACAAAUGGCUCAGAAGCUUUCCCGCCCAGGACAACACCAAACCAUAUAUGGGGACGCUUGGGGCAGGUAGUGACCACGCCGUGUUUGUACAACAUGUCGGCAUUCCGUGUGUGAGCAUUCAGUAUUCAUACGACAGUAAUACCUAUGAGAUUGGGUCAUAUCCCUUGUAUCACACUGUGUACGAGACAUUCUACGCUGUAGAUCAACUUAUUGAUAGAGGCUUCAAGUGUCACCAAGCCAUGGCUCAAACCACAGCAGAGAUGGUCAGGAAUCUUGCCGACUCACUCAUCAUUCCUUUCGAUGUAAUGGACUUUGCUAACAAUCUUCAGACAUUAGUUAGCACACUGGAUGCGGAUUAUGGAACACUCCUCAGAAAUCAUGGCAUUCAGUUUGAAUGGAUAAAGCAGGCAGCAGACAACUUUUCUUCAGAAGCAGCGACAUUCAAGACGUUGAUUGAUAAUGUCAACAAGAACGAUCCGUUCGCCAUUCGGCGAAUUAACGAUCAACUGAUUUUGAUGGAGCGAGCGUUCACGGAUCCUUCUGGACUUCCAGGUCGACCUCAAUCUAGACAUAUCCUAUUUGCGGAGAGUAGUGUGAAUACCUAUGCGGGAAGCAGCUUUCCAGGCCUGGUUGAUGCUUUAUUUGAAAUAGAGUCGAAAGUGGAAGCAGAGGCACGAUGGGAGAUUGUGAAGCACCAUUUUUCAGUGAUCGUAUUUACAAUUAACUCAGCACAGUCAACGCUCAGAGAAGUGUCCACAUUUAUGCCAGAACUUCAAGACCUACAGUAAAAAUGUUUUUGUUAAAGUCACAAGCGCAGUAAUGAAACAGAACCUAUGUAAGGCAUACUUUUUAUCCUGUAGUGAUCCUUAUUCUAAUUAAUUUCCAUUUAUUUCUGUUGCACUUUCAAAAAUCUAAUAUUUACGAGACGACUUUUUUCAAUAUUGUACCAAACACUGUACCAAAUAAUACCAAUACAUUUCAAAAAAAUGUUAUCAUACACACGUAACACCGAUUUCAUGUUUAACCAGUCUUGUGUAACACCGUUAAGCUCAUAAACUGACGAUGAACCCUAACCAGGUAACUGAGGAGAAUAUUAAUUAGUAUUUCACAUUAACUGUCUCUCUUGUUUUUCCUUCACUUGUUCUUCCUCUUGUUUUAUGAUAUCAGUAAGCUCAGAAUAUGCAAGACAUGUUCUGAGAUUCGGACAGACAAGAAGUACUCCACUCCUGUGUGUUGCUUAUGUUGAUACGUGAUAAAAACGAGAGACGUAAAAGUAUUGUGAAAUAGUAAUGUUAUAUUUUUUAAACGCUUACCUUGGCUCUGUAGACAAGAGAAACACGAUUCAUAUGAAAUGUCACGAUAUCAUUGCUUCAGUACAGGACAGUAAAUAUUGUGAAUACGUGUUUUGAGAGCACGGAUCUUGCAUACAUCUACAUAUGUUUUCUCUGUAGUAUUAUUUGUUUAUUGUGUUGUACAAACCUCGGUAACAUCACAAAAUUGUUUAGGUUCGCCUGAGUGAGGCCUGGAGUAAUAUCAUAUCUGUUCCGUUACUUUGCUUGCGUUGUAACCAGCCUGAGGAUGUGAACACACUGUAAAUAUAAGUAUGUAAACGGAUCACAACCAAAGGUAACAUAUCGUCUUUAGAGUACAUGUAAGCUACCGCGUUCAAUUGUCUCGUGUAUAGUUUAUUUCCCUUUUCCCUUGUAUUUGCUUUGUUUUCGUCACUCUUGCUCACUUCUUGAAAAUUUGAUUAUAAUUCUCUCGCUUAAAAUGUUUGUAAUUCUAUAAUUACAUUUUUUUCUUUGAAAUCUUAGAAUUAUGAAGUUGUCACUGUUAUCUAUCAAUACAAACUGGUUUUUGUGUGAUUAUUUAAGCUAAGAACCUGAUGCUAUUGAAGCAAAACGAGCAUUUAGCAGAAACCUACAAAGGGAAAUGAUUGAGUCCUGUAUGUAAAAAAUAUGUGA